Athene cunicularia (burrowing owl) is the source of this 928-nucleotide messenger RNA. It is a transcript of the gene ATP1B1, whose product is annotated as ATPase Na+/K+ transporting subunit beta 1. Gene Ontology annotation, cellular component: sodium:potassium-exchanging ATPase complex. The annotation marks the transcript as partial. The transcript is spliced from 5 exons. Gene Ontology annotation, molecular function: ATPase activator activity. The record is from RefSeq and is a predicted model, not a curated record. Lineage: Eukaryota; Metazoa; Chordata; Aves; Strigiformes; Strigidae. Gene Ontology annotation, biological process: sodium ion export across plasma membrane; potassium ion import across plasma membrane; intracellular potassium ion homeostasis.
UUUGAUUCCUUUUUUUGUUUCUCUUCUCUUGCAGUUAAGAUCCUCCUCUUCUAUGUCAUCUUCUACGGCUGCCUGGCAGGUAUAUUCAUUGGGACCAUCCAAGUGAUGUUGCUCACUGUCAGCGAAUUUGAGCCCAAAUACCAGGAUCGAGUGGCACCUCCAGGACUGACUCAGAUUCCCCAGGUACAAAAGACAGAAAUCUCCUUUAGUGCCUCCGAUCCCAAAAGCUUUGAGCCGUAUGUGAAGAACCUUGAGAAGUUCUUAAAGGACUACAGUGCUGAUCAGCAAACUGAAAGCAUAGUAUUUCAGGACUGUGGGGACAUACCAACUGAUUACAAAGAGCGAGGACCAUAUAACGAUGCCCAGGGCCAGAAGAAGGUCUGCAAAUUCAAACGUGAAUGGCUGGAAAACUGUUCCGGAAUAAAUGAUCCCACCUUUGGGUACAAGGAUGGCAAACCAUGCAUCCUCGUCAAGCUCAACAGAAUUAUUGGCUUCAAACCUAAGGCUCCGGUAAAUGAGAGCCUCCCUCCAGAGGUUAUGGCAAAAUAUAACCCCUAUCUCAUCCCUGUCCACUGUGCUGCCAAGAGAGAGGAAGAUGCAGACAAAAUUGGCACAGUGGAGUACUAUGGGAUGGGCGGCUAUGCUGGCUUUGCCCUGCAGUACUACCCCUACUACGGGAAGCUCCUGCAGCCGCGGUACCUGCAGCCACUGGUGGCCGUGCAGUUCACUAACCUGACCUACGACAUGGAGGUGCGUGUGGAAUGCAGGGCCUACGGGCAAAAUAUCCAGUACAGUGACAAAGACCGCUUCCAGGGACGCUUUGAUAUUAAAUUUGACAUAAAAAGCAGCUGAUUGUAAGCACAACUGUCUUCCCCCCAACCCCGCCCCCCUAGCCAUUUAAAAAGGUUAAAAAAAAAAAAAAAAAAAA